GGUACUUUCCUGGCGAGUGUCGACGAGUCGCUGGUGAUCUCGACAUAUAGUACCAUUUCUUCGCAGUUUCAACGUCUUUCGGAGGGAUCGUGGCUUCUGGUAGCGUAUAAUCUGGGGUACUGUGUCUCGCUUCCGGUGUAUGGUGUGGUGAGUGAUCGAUUUGAUAAGAAAAGGGUGCUCAUUGGCUCUUAUCUGCUCUUCACGCUGGGUAGUAUUGCGUGUGGUGCGAGUACGUCCUUAGUGCAGCUUGCCCUUGCACGAGUCAUUGCUGGAAUCGGUGGUGCGGGAAUGGUUAUUCUCGUCUCCAUUGUUUUGACCUGUAUAGACAUUGUGAAGCCGGAAGAUGUAGCAAUUUAUCGAGGCUAUGAGAACACUGUAUACAUCACCGGGCGCAGUCUGGGCGCGCCGAUUGGGGGCUUGCUGAUUGACACCAUCGGUUGGCGCUGGUCAUUUAUUGGUCAAGUGCCCAUAGCCAUAGCAUGUAUUAUGCUAGUUGGGUAUCUGCUGCCAGAGCUUCGACCCAAGACAUUUUGCAGAGACAACGAGAGUCCAUUCCUCUCCCGGGUCUGCAGCUUUGACUUCCUAGGAAUCAUCAGCUUUACCGUCAGCGUAAUCCUUCUUCUGGUUGUUCUUCAUACCACCGGAAUGCAGAAGUCAGACCGUCCUGAUUGGGCGUAUAUCGCACUUAUUGGACUAAUCCUGGCGAUCACAUUGUUCAUCCUAACCGAAGUAUACUGGGCCAAGAACCCACUUCUUCCAACCGAUCUGACGCGCAAGUCUCUGGGCGGAUAUUGUUCCGUGCAGUUUCUGCUCUUCGCAGGACGCAACGCGCUCGUUAGCAGUCUAAUCCCGUACUUCAUUCGCACCGCCAACACAUCUGAUCUGAUUGCUUCGCUAUCAUUUGUCCUUACCUCUCUCGGAGUAUCCGCCGGAGGGCUGGUGUCGGGUUAUUUGAUCAAGCGAACGCGUCAGUAUAAAAUCAUGGAACUCAUCGCAUUAUGCCUGAGUACCCUGAUUUAUGUCGCAAUCUUCAUCCAAUGGCAGGACGGAUGCAGCAUCUGGGAAUCCCUCUAUCUCUUCGCUUCGGGUCUCACCCUCGGAAUCGUGUUCUCGUCGCAGUUUGUCGGCAUGUCGGCCAGCUCGCCCAAGUCCCGUCUCGCGAGUUGCAUUGGAGCGUACUAUCUGAGUCAACAGCUGGGCUUUAUCGUUGGACCUGCGGCUGGGUUGGCGCUGGUCCAGGGGUUGUUUGCGUCACGGCUUGGGCGGAGCUUGGUCGUACCUGAUAGGGAUCUGACUAUCAAGCAUAUAUUGGAUGAUGCAAGGUACACGAGGAUGCUGCCAGCUGCGGCUCAGCGGGUUGUGCGCGAAAGCUAUUUGUAUGGGUUCAAGUUUGCGCCCGUGUUGUCGGUUGUGUGUAACCUGGCUGCACUGUUAGUGGUCCUGCAUUUGAGGGCUGAAAAGAUCCUGUAA
Molecule: messenger RNA, 1470 nt
Organism: Aspergillus homomorphus CBS 101889
Lineage: Eukaryota; Fungi; Ascomycota; Eurotiomycetes; Eurotiales; Aspergillaceae
Product: MFS general substrate transporter
Exons: 8
Biological process (GO): transmembrane transport; basic amino acid transport
Cellular component (GO): fungal-type vacuole membrane
Molecular function (GO): basic amino acid transmembrane transporter activity
Source: RefSeq, a predicted model, not a curated record